Messenger RNA from Fonsecaea multimorphosa CBS 102226, 978 nucleotides. RefSeq lists its product as uncharacterized. The coding region runs from base 1 to 978 and encodes 325 amino acids. The record is from RefSeq and is a predicted model, not a curated record. NCBI's taxonomy places the organism in Eukaryota, Fungi, Ascomycota, Eurotiomycetes, Chaetothyriales, Herpotrichiellaceae. The transcript is spliced from 4 exons.
AUGUCCGGCGCAGCACAAACCAACGGCCACACCAAGAAGGUGCUCGUGGUCUUCGGGGCCACGGGCAAGCAGGGCGGCUCUGUGAUCAAGUCCGUGCUGGGCGACCCAAAGACGGCCUCCAUGUUUUCCAUCCGCGCAAUCACUCGAGAUCCGUCCAAGCCGGCGGCGCAGGAGCUGACCAAGCAAGGCUGCGAGUGUGUAUCAGCCGACCUUGACGACAAGGAGUCUCUCAUCCAUGCCCUUCAAGGCGCAUAUGCCGUGUACGCGGUGACCAACUUCUGGGAGAAGAAGACUGCCGCGGCGGAGAUCCAGCAGGGCAAGAACAUUGCCGACGCGGCCAAGCAGUGUGGCGUGCAGCACUUGGUCUGGAGCAGUCUGAUGAAUGUCACCAAGCUCUCUGGCGGAAAGCUGUCUAAAGUCGCACACUUCGACUCAAAGGCCGAGGUGGAGGAGUACAUCCGCCAACUAGGCAUCCCUGCGACCUUCUUCAUGCCGGGGUUCUACAUGUCCAACAUCCCCGGCCAGAGCCUGAACAACAUGCAAGGUGGGAAGUGGAACUUUGCGCUGCCCAUCCCCACAGACGCGCCCAUGCCGCUGUUCGAUGCCGACACCGACACGGGCAAGUUCGUCAAGGCCAUCCUGCUGCACCGCGACCAGGUCCUGGGCGCCCGCAUCUACGGCGCCACGGGCUACUACACCCCGGAACAGAUCAUCGCCGACUUCCAGGCCGUCAAGACCCAGGAUGGCCAGGGCGGCGCCGCCCGACAGGUUCCCGAGGAGGCCUUCAAGAAAAUCCUCGCCUCAAAGGGCAUGCCUGAGCCCAUCCAGGACGAGAUGCUCGAGAAUAUGCUGCUGAUGCCCCAGUUCGGAUACUACGGCGGUGCCGACCUCGCCGAGAGCCAGGCGAUCCUGGACGAGCCGCUCACGACCUGGAAAGACUAUGUCGCCCGCUCCCCCGUGUGGGCGGAGGUGCAUUGA